Molecule: messenger RNA, 1034 nt
Organism: Pseudovirgaria hyperparasitica
Lineage: Eukaryota; Fungi; Ascomycota; Dothideomycetes; Acrospermales; Acrospermaceae
Exons: 1
Coding region: 344-889 (181 amino acids)
Source: RefSeq, a predicted model, not a curated record
UGCAAGUGGAACACGAUAAGUGGAAUCUCAGAGCCGUUGACAGUGGACUGAUAUAGCAGCCUUCUAGACCACGACCAAUCCAGGUACGUACUAAUGCGAUUAUACCGAAACAUCGCUCUCGCCGUCGCCGUUGCCGUCGCCAUUGCCGUCGCCCAAAGUCUGCUACUAUUAUUGUGCUUGAUAUCAUAUUACCAUUCUCUGCUUCCUGUAGGAUCGUGAUGCUCCAGCAUCGAUUGCUUCCAUCAUCAUAUGUCACACUUGGCCUUCAUGUCUGGAACUGCCUAGGUGGAAGGCCGAAUCGGGACGGACGCUUCUUCGAUGAUCGACCUCGAGCAGUGUCGCCAUGAAUGAUCGACAUGGCUUCUUCACUGCCCCGCCGCACCUUCCCUGGCCUGACUGGGAUGAUGCGAAAUGUGAAAUGUGCAAUAAUAUGAAAAGUGCGCUGGGCGCACCCUCGACACGCAACUCACCGCGUGGGUUGUUUUUUUGGGCGGGAGGGCAUGGCGUGGCAUGGCGGUCGGUAAUAAUUGUGGCCGGUCAUGUCCCCGUCCAGUACAGCGCCAACCACGAUCUGGUCCGUGCGGCAGCAUCGCACCAUCGCACCAUCUGCACGACCUGCAGCACCACCAGACUUGCACCUGCCUUGAUCGAUUCUACUGACAGACAUGGACAGGAUUGGCAGUCACCACCUGCAAGUUGCCAACAGAGUGGACAAACAAACAAACGGAGACAGUUCCUUCCCCACAGAGAAGCUGCACCGUCACCGUCACCGUCACCGUCACCUCCGCUCUGUCCACGUGCUCCCGAGCGUGUUCUGCUCUGCUCCGCUCUUUCCUGCUCAAGGUGCUCUGCUCUUUCCUGCUCUUCCGCAUUAACGCCUGACGUAUGAGCUUCAAGUCCGGUCAUCUCCGCCAACCAUCCACCAAUCAUAUCCCCGGCUUUCCUUGCAGCGUUUAAUUCCCCCCAACUCAAACUCAACGCAGGCAGCUUCCAUCUCAAGGUUCCCUCUUGCUUGACGCAUCAUCUAUUACUGC